AUGGCGGACUGCAUCUGUAAGGUUGUUGAUGCGGCGAUCUCGCCGCUGGUGAGCCUCGUCACGGAGCAUCUGGCGUAUCUUCUUAAAGCGGAGGACAAUUUGGACGAGCUCGAGAAAGUCGCCGCGGAGCUGGCCGCCAGGAGGAAGGAUGUAGACGAGAGGAUCCAGUCCGGCCGCAGAACAACCGGCGGCACUGCGACGAANGCCCUAGAGCUCUCUUAUAUUAGAAAAUUGUGGGUUCGUUCGCAUCGGGCCUGUAUCACGAGCUCUCCUAGUAGAGACCAGACCAACUUUAAUAGGUUAAUCCGGCACGACAAGUUGGAGAUUGACAACCCGCCGGCGGCGGGAAUAGAAUACCGGUAUCUUGAUCAGGCACUCCAAUUUAUCAACGAUGACGCGGUGAAGAUGGUCGGAAUCUGGGGCAUGGGCGGGGUGGGGAAGACCCACCUCCUCAAGUUCAUCAACAACUCGUUCGCUCGCCAAACUUCUUUCGACGUCGUGAUCUUCGUCACAGCGUCUAGAGAGUGCUCCGUAGCACGGAUUCAAAGCGAGAUUGUGAAUACGCUCGACUUGCCCGCGAUAAACAACGUGCAGGACCAGGCCAGAAUCAUCUCAGACUUUCUGCGCGAAAAGAAUUUUCUCCUGCUGCUGGACGAUCUGUGGGAACGACUCGACCUGGGAGCCGUCGGCGUCCCGAUGCCUUCGGCCGCGGGCGAGCAGCUUAAAAGAAAGGUGGUGUUGACAACGAGAUAUUUGAAAGUCUGCGGCCAGAUGGGUGUAAGCAGGAGGAACAGCAUCAAAGUGGAAUGUCUGGACGGCGACGACGCUUGGCUUCUCUUCCGAGAGACCGUCGGCGAAGACACGAUCGGCUCUAGUCUUGCCGUCGAAGCCCUCGCAAGAAAAGUAGCCAGAAAGCUGGGCGGCUUGCCCCUCGCUCUCAUCACCGUCGGAAGAGCCAUGUAUGAUAAGGAAGAUUCGAGGGAAUGGGGACAUGCCAUCGACCUGCUGCAGGACGCGCGCCACGACGAGGUCGAUCCGGAUGCAGAGGAAGAAAGCUUGUUCCAUACCUUGAAGUUUAGCUACGAUAGGCUACGGAAUGAUGCCUUGAGAGAUUGUUUGUUGUGCUGUUCCUUGUGGCCGGAGGAUUCCUGCAUCCCCAAAAAUGAUCUUAAAAAUUUCUCAAAUCUCUUGUUUCAGUGCUGUUCCUUGUGGCCUGAGGAUUUCUGCAUCCCCAAAAAUGAUCUUAUCCUCUGUUUGUUGGGGUUGGGCGUGAUCGACGGGUUCGACGACAUGCAGAGUGCGUAUAACAUAGGAUACGAUCUCAUAGCUAGCCUGCGAUCUGCAUGCCUGUUGAACGACGACGACCUCGGCUUCGGAGUGAGGGUUCACGAUGUUAUUCGCGACAUGGCACUGUGGAUAGCUUGCAACUGCGGGGAGAGGAAGAAGAAAUGGUUUGUGAAGGCAGGACUGGGGUUGACGGAGGCGCCGCCGCAAGGGACGGGAAUUGUAUGGGGCGAGACCGACUGCGUGUCGUUAAUGCAUAACAGGAUCAAAGCAUUUCACGGCUCUCCCGGCAGUUCCUCCCCCGCCGCACUUACAACCUUGAUGCUGCAAGGUAAUCGGCUACGCAAAAUUUCGCUCGCGGCUUCUCCCUCCCUCGCGGCACUCGCGUACCUAGAUUUGUCUCACAAUAAACUCAACGGUUUCCCGGAAAAUAUAUGUCGGCUGACCACCCUUCGAUACCUCAACUUGUCGUUCAAUCUAAUCCGCGAAUUGCCUGCGGAGCUUAAACUUCUGACUAGCCUCGAGUACUUGAUUCUGCGUGAAAGCAACGUCCGGAUAAUUCCUGCGGGUGUUAUACGCGAACUCGAGGCGCUUCAGAUGCUGGACUUGCGCGGAUUCCUGUCCGGCGCGGUGGAGUAUUUGCCGUGGCUAUUCGAAGAGUUGGAGGCGCUCAAUAACCUGAAGGCUCUAGAGAUCAGUGUGAAGGAUGUGAACCAGUUGAAUCGGCUCGAUGAGUUACGGAGGACGCGAAUUCGGUCCCUCAACAUAUUUCACUUCGAGCAAACGACUCUUCCCUUGUUGGCCACUCCUCUCGGCAGCUCUCGAAUACAGAACAGCUUGUUCGAUCUGGAGAUUGCCGGCAGCACCACUUUAGAGGAGAUAGUAUUCGACGACGCCCGUUCGUAUCGCAACCCGUGUUUUCACAAUCUGGAGAAGCUAUCAUUCGACGCGAUGCAUAGAUUGAACAUUGUGUUGGACCGAUUGGUAGCCAGGGAAGUUUUUCCGAGGCUCUGUACUUUGGAUUUCAGGUAUUGCAACAGCCUGAAGGAUGUUUCUUGGAUCUUGUAUCUCCCGUGCCUUCGCAUACUAGUUAUGCGCUCGUGCCGAAGCGUGACACAGCUCAUUUCUAGUACACAGAACGAUGACGGUAAAGGAGAAGUCGUGGCGGCGCCUACCUUCCCUUCCCUCAAAAGGAUAAGUUUGAUCAACCUGCCGGCGCUGCAAUGUGUGUGUGAUCCUGCAUACACCUUUCCAUGUUUGGAACAAUUUGUGGUUAUAAUGUGCGGGAGGCUUACGAAGCUGCCUUUCCGCGCCGAUACCAUCCCCAAAAACUUGAAGUUUAUUAGAGGUGACGAAACAUGGUGGGAAAGAAUAGAAUGGGAGGACGACGUCUGCAGAACUUCCCUUAAACUUUCGACGUCCACAUUUCUUCCCUUAGGUUCGUCUGAGAAAGGGAUAGCACGUUACGUGCUCAUUCAUUAG
Ananas comosus (pineapple) is the source of this 2766-nucleotide messenger RNA. Its product is annotated as probable disease resistance protein At1g61300. The record is from RefSeq and is a predicted model, not a curated record. The transcript is spliced from 4 exons. Bases 1 to 2766 code for a protein of 921 amino acids. Lineage: Eukaryota; Viridiplantae; Streptophyta; Magnoliopsida; Poales; Bromeliaceae. Gene Ontology annotation, molecular function: protein binding; ADP binding; ATP hydrolysis activity.